Trematomus bernacchii (emerald rockcod) is the source of this 4138-nucleotide messenger RNA. It is a transcript of the gene usp1, whose product is annotated as ubiquitin specific peptidase 1. Gene Ontology annotation, biological process: protein deubiquitination; regulation of DNA repair. Gene Ontology annotation, cellular component: cytosol; nucleus. Gene Ontology annotation, molecular function: cysteine-type endopeptidase activity; cysteine-type deubiquitinase activity. The record is from RefSeq and is a predicted model, not a curated record. Lineage: Eukaryota; Metazoa; Chordata; Actinopteri; Perciformes; Nototheniidae.
GUGUAGCCGACAGUCGGUCUUCCUUCAGGAAAAAGCGGCAACUUCUGCUGCUGCAUUGCCUGAAUCGACAAACACUCUGUAAAUAUCUCCGUUGAGGUGCGCUGUUGCUUCGCUGUAGAGAAAAAUAUCCUCCUUAAGGUGACGGUACCUGAAGAAAGAUGCCAGGUCCGCAGGGGGAAUAUGCUGCGGUGGCGAGCCCCGUGAAGAAGAGCAAACUGUCUCUGAAGUUCCUCCAGAAGAAAGAAGCUAAACGGGCUCUGGAUUUCUCUGAACCUCAAGCAGAUGAGCCCAAACCCGUUAAACAAGUGGAGCCUGAAGCGAGCAGCUGUGAUCAGGUGGUGCCCGGUCCUUCUCCAUGUCCUGCCUCACCUGGCCUUCUCCUGUCGUCUGAUAAGAGGGAGACCUUGGUGCCAUUUGUGGGGCUCAACAACCUGGGCAACACCUGCUAUUUGAACAGCAUCCUACAGGUGCUGUACCACUGCCCAGGGCUUAGAGAAGGAAUAAAGAAACUGUACAACCUGUCGAAAAGUACGGACAAACCAAAGGAAGAAACGGAUCAAAAUGAAGAGCAGUCAGAAGAUGCCUCUGAGGCUCUAACGCCUCAGCUUGAGCUCCUGGGCAGCUUCAACAGUCUGAUCACAUCCGUGCAGCAGCUGCAGUCCAGCUUCCUGUUGAACCCCGACAGCUUCACCGAGGGAGAGCUCGCUACACCACCUCGCAAAAUACUCAACACACUCAGGCAGCUGAACCCCAUGUACGAAGGCUAUCUUCAGCACGACGCCCAGGAGGUCCUGCAGUGCAUCCUGGGAUAUAUCCAAGAGGCUUGUGACACCAUCAGAAAGGAUUUAAAGACGGAGGAAUCUGAGGUGAAACCUGAGCACGGUGUUGAUUCAGCGGCCAGCAGCACCGUGACCGAAGAAGAGGACGGCCAAGUCAGCGGAAAGAGGAAGAGCGACACCGAGGUGGGAAAUGCCAAAAAGAAGCCGAAAUCCCUCAAGGCCAAGACAUCUGAUGCAGGGGAUAAUAGACCCCUCACUCGUUCGAAGAGGAAGUCCUUGAAUGAAAUCACGGUGGACAACAAACAAGACAAAGAUGAAGAGGAGAAGGAAGGGACGAAGAUACUGAACAAGGAGGAGGGGAGUGACGGGGAGGGGAAAGGCGACAAGGCUUCAAAAGAGGCAGAGGGAAAAAGAAAGAAGAAGUCUAAGCUGAGCUGGCUGAGGCCUUCUGGGAAACAACCCAGUAUUUUCUCCAAGUUCCUCAGCGUGGGGAAGAUCAGCUCUGUGAAGAACCAAAGCAAAGCAGAGCAGGAGAACGCUGUCGCCGAGGAGAAGAGGAGCGCCGAGGAGAGAGCAGGACACACGGCUGAGGACAAGAAGACGGCUGAACCUCAAGAGGGGCUGGACCUGAUGGAGCAGCUGUUCCAGGGCUGCCUGGUGCUGAGGACGCGCUGCCUGGAGUGUGAGAGCUUCACUGAGAGGAGAGAAGACUUCCAGGACAUCAGCGUCCCCGUGCUGGACGAGGAGCCCAGCAGCCCCGACGACCUCUCUGAGGUCUCUCCUGAUCCCAAACCAGAGCUGAAGACUCUGAAGUGGGCCAUUGGUCAGUUUGCGUCGGUGGAGCGAAUCGUCGGGGAGGACAAAUACUUCUGUGAGACGUGUCACCACUACACCGAGGCCGAGAGGAGCCUGCUGUUCGACAAAACUCCUGAAGUCAUCACCAUCCACCUGAAGCGCUUCUCUGCCAACAGCUGCGAUUUGGACCCGUAUGCUGGGCUGUCCAAAGUGAACACCCCCCUGCAGACCCCCCUCACCCUGUCUCUGGAUGAGUGGUGCACCCGGCCCUCGUCCACUAAGGGUCUGCGCUAUCAGCUGUUCGCUGUGGUCAUGCACAGCGGCAUCACCAUCAGCAGUGGCCAUUACACCGCCUACUGCCGCAUGUCUGAGCUGAAGGACGUGAAGCUGUGGGAGCAGAGAGAAAGGGAGGAGGAGACGAGGGUGAAGGAGGAAGGGUCGGACUUUGACGAUGGAGAGGUGUCUUUCAGCCUGAAUGCCAGGGGACAGAGAGGGGCCAGUUUGGCUAAAACAGUAGGGAAGAAGCUGUUGGAGGGGGGGGUCGGGCUCCUGGGGGGCCAGAGGAGUCUGACCAGUUGUGACAUUGGGAGCAGCGGCAAACAGUCGGAGAAAUCCUCCAGCAGUGGAGCCACAGAGGGGUCCAAGCGCAGGAAACCUGUCAUGGGACAGAACACUGAAGCAGGAGAGGAGACCUCCUGUGGGGGGGCGGGGGCCACAGAGGCUCUGCACAACCUCCUGGACUACGAGGGCAAAUGGCUGCUGUUCGAUGACUCUGAGGUGCGCUUGUUUGAGGAACAGGACUUCCUGCAGGCCUGCUCUCCAGAAACGUCCUCCUCCUCGACCCCCUACCUGCUGUUCUACAGGAGGAUGCCUGAGCCCUAACGGGAACACGCCGUUUACUCCGGAGGGGGGGGGGCAGACGGGCUUUUUGACAAAGUACAGUUGUGUUUUGCAAUAUUACAGACAGUGCCAAUCAUACUGUGGCUGCCAUGGUAACACCUGAACUGAAGACUCUUCCACAGAGCGGACAGUCAGGAGCCUCCUCACUGCAGAGCGGACAGUCAGGACCCCCCUCACUGCAGGGAGCGGACAUUCGGGAACUUCUAUGUUCCGUGAUGACUUUUUGAGCCUCUUUUUUUUGGGAUGUGACCUGACCUGUCUUUUUGACUUUUCCCUUUACCGUCAUGUCUCUACUGUCCUGUUGUGUUUUCUCAGUGAUUGAGUUUGGUCCCUUUUUACACAUUUAAAAAGCACUUUAGAACUCAAAUCCAAUGGAAUGAAAUGCAACACGUUGAGAUGUCUUUUUCUAACAGGAUACUUUUCUGAGAUCCAAGAAUUAGAAGUGAGUGCUGUUUGUUUGGAAUCAGUUACUCAACUAGAGAAAAUAGAUAUUGUUAUUAUUGGCAGAGAAAUACAGAAAAUGCUUCAUGAAGUUAGAGAUAACAAUAUGUAGCAUUUCUUACUUGAAAUAUUUUUCAAGUCAAAUCUUUGCCCACCAACUCUUUGAAUCUGUUUUGCACUCAUUCCUUCAGAUGUAUUUGUAAUAUAUCUACAGACUGCUUAUACAACCUAUAGUGUUUGAGUUGUGGCAUUUAGAAUUAUAGCAUUUGACAUAAAACGGAAAUGUUGAGUCAAGCUAUACGCAGGCCGCCGCGUGUCUCACAAAGAAGAUGCAUAAAAGUGAAACAUAUUUCUAUAAAUAAGCUAUUCAGUUUUUUUAAAAGAUACAUUUAAGACAUUAUAAAAAAACUGCUAAUUUAGUGUGUAACCUUUACAGCUUGAAUGUGCAAACUAAGACCUGAAAUCUGGAUCUGCUUUAAACUGGUACGUUUCCUGAUUUAGAGUUCAGUGAGAGCGUUUGUUUAAGCCAAAACGUUUGAACCGCUAGCUAUCAGACAACAAUGGAGUUCAGUGUCAGAUUUGUAAGACUGAAAGCGUUUGAAAGCGAACAUCUAAGUUAUGGAUUUGAUAGCUUUGGUAAAUUCAUAUUUGCUCCUCAAACUUGUAAAUCUGUUCCUGUGAACACUUAAAACACACAACAGGAAGUUCAUUAUUUGUGCUCCAGUGCUUUUAACAAGUAUCACUUAGUGUAAUAUUAUAGUCAGGUAACAUUAUACAGGCAAGCUGACAUUUCUCAUCUCAGGUUGUACAUCAGAGGCCGUUUCUCAAUGUCGAGUACACCUGCUGCAGAGCCACUAUUUACAGUAUACUACGUCAUCGAGUGGCGCUGAAUGCUGGGCAUUUAAACAGUCCUUCGGCGCCACUCGAUGACGUCGUACACUUGAAAUAGUGUCUCUGCAGCAGCUUUACUCGACAUUGAGAAACGGCCACAGUAUUUCUACGGUUUCAGGGAGUGAAUCAGUUAUUAAGCUUGGUGGGUAACACCCAUUAUGGGAUGCAUUUCAGUAUGAAUCAUAUUUCCAUGGGGUCUUUUGGGAUAGAACACAACGCUUACAGAUCUGCUUUAAUGUGACCUGUGUGUCAUCUCUUUAAACCUCAUUCCAGCUGUAAUAUAUUCAUGUUGACGGGUUCAUUCUAGAAGCAAUAAACUUUUUACCUUCACA